Ordospora colligata OC4 is the source of this 2184-nucleotide messenger RNA. RefSeq lists its product as uncharacterized. Lineage: Eukaryota; Fungi; Microsporidia; Ordosporidae. The record is from RefSeq and is a predicted model, not a curated record. The transcript has a single exon. Gene Ontology annotation, biological process: ribosomal small subunit assembly; maturation of SSU-rRNA from tricistronic rRNA transcript (SSU-rRNA, 5.8S rRNA, LSU-rRNA). Gene Ontology annotation, molecular function: protein binding. Bases 1 to 2184 code for a protein of 727 amino acids. Gene Ontology annotation, cellular component: Pwp2p-containing subcomplex of 90S preribosome; small-subunit processome.
AUGAGAGAGUACAGAUUGAAAACUGUCAUUCCAACUGAGUCAGACGCAAAAGGUGUCUAUUAUGACGGUGAUCUUUACUUUGCAUCAAGUAACCACCUAUUCAAGGUAAAAGACGGCAAGUACAAAAGAAUCAGUGGAUCAAAUGAAACCAUUCUUGGGUUUUCAAUCUCUAAAAGACUUUUUACUAUCACUAAGGACAGAAUGUACAUGUUCAAUCAAGAUAAAAUCAUAGGAUCACUCAAGAAAUCAUUUUCUUGCAUAGAAGCAAAUGAGCAGUUUAUUGCAGCAGGAUGUUCAAGAGUACUUGAGAUCUGGCAUGUUCCCAAGGAAGCCAAGUUCACUCUAUUCAACCUGCAUUCCAGGCAUUUUGGGCACUUCUUGGAUAUCACGUGCGUACGAUUUCUUGACAACAGCUUAGUGUUGACAGCAAGCAAAGACUGUACAGUAAGACUGGUCAACAUCCUCAAAAACAAGUCAGUGCGUGUGUGCAACACGAUUGGAAUCCCAAUUGAUAUCCAUGUUAUUGAUGACUCUAAGAAGGAAAUAGCUGUUGUAUGUGAAGGAGGCGUGAUAUUAUAUUAUGUGUUAGAUGGAUACAAAAUGCAGUUUAAAGACAGAAUUUAUAUUAAUUCGAAAAUACUGGCAUCAAGCAGCUAUUCUGGGUUUGUAGCCGUUUCUUUAGAUUCUAACAAGGAGGGAAAUCUACUUGUGUACAAGGGAGUUGACCUUAUUCAUCAUGCAACAGUCCUUCAUAAGAUAUCAAGCAUUUCUCUAUUUGGGUCUUGUAUUGCAGUAAGGGGGCCAAAGUUUGUUGCUAUCUACGACCUGGUGAUCAAUGCCUUUCUUUUUGAGUUGGAUCUUCCUAAGAUAGUAUCAAUGGAUACAAAGAAAAACAUAAUUGCCACAGGAUGCUCAGACAAAAAAAUCAGGCUGUAUGAUGAGCAAAGAUGCACGAAUACACUUGAGGAUCCAAGCAUGACACAUGGUAUAUUUAGUGUACAUAUUUUGAAUAGUUCUGUGUUGAGUGUAUGCAUUGAUGGACGGGUGUCUGUCUGGGAUAUAAAGAAUGGCACAUGUUAUAGGUCAUUUCAAGUGGAGAUGCGAGUGUGCAGCACUGAGGUUAGCGAAGACGGUCUUUUGCUGUUUGUUGCGAACUUUGAUGACUACUCAAUAAGAGUGGUUGAUUUACAGAGGAGCAAAGAGAUUGAUGUGUUGAAAGGGCACGAAGGGCCUAUAACUCAGAUGGUGUGGAACAGAAGCUCAUUGUACUCUGCAUCAUACGACAAUGUUGUAAAGAAGUGGGAUGUGUAUAAUCAGAUAGUUACUGAUCUUGAUGUUGGAAAGACAAUUACUGGGCUUUGUGUAAGAGACGGAAAGAUGUGUGUAAGUGCAAUUGGCGAGAUUACGAUAUAUGAUGAGCAUUUUGAUUAUGAAAGAUCGGUUAAGAUAUCUCUAAAGGCACGUAAGAGAAACGAGAUUUUUAUCAGUGAAAAACCGGUGGAGUGUGUGGAGUUUUCGUUGGACAAUAGAUUUGUGAUAUGUGGGGGAGAGUCAAACACGAUGAAGAUCGUAGCUGUUGACACUGGAGAUGUUGUCCAAGAGAUGCGUGUUUCACAGAAUAGAGAAUGGGAAAAUUACAAAGACGUGCUUGGUAAGGAAGCAGAUACGUCUUUUGAUAAGACAAAGAUUAUUGAGGUUUUGAAGAUAAUACACAGUGAGAGCCAAAGGAUGUUUUAUGUACUAACACGUGAUGGGAUCAGUAUGUAUGAAGUGUCUUCUGUGAAGUUUAUUCCAAUCAGGAUGGACAUCUCACUGACUCCAGAGUCAAUACGCUUGUAUAUUGAGAACGAAGAGUAUUUGAAAGCUAUGAUUGGAUCACUGAGACUGAAUCAAUAUGAGAUCAUACAAGAGGUUGUGCUUUCUUGUCCUAUUGAGAGGAUAGAAGGAGUUGUAAAGCAUCUUGAAGAGUCCUUGGCUGAAGUGCUGAGAGGAGUUGUUUCAAAGAUGAUCGAAAAUUCGAUGCAUUGUCUAGUGGCAGUCAAAUGGCUAGGUUUUAUUGUGCUAUAUUUUGGAUCGAAUAACAUCAAAAGGCCUGAGCUCGACAAGCUUCGAAGAAAUGCAGGCAUGAUCCUAAAGACAGGACAACUGAAUAGAGCAAUGCUGGAUAACAUUGCAAGAAAAUGA